UCAAACAAGUAUAGUGAGUGUUGGCUGCUCGAGACAUUUAACCUCAAAUAUUUUUUCGAUGUAUUACGCGAAAAUUCAGAGUGAAAAUACAUAAUAUAAUCAAGCUAGAGAUGGAAAACAAAGAUGGCACAGUUAGCAUGAAAGAAGAACCUCGUGAUACUUGGUUAGAUGCCGUCGACGAUUACAUUUCCAAUUCAGUGGACUCUUGUCAAGUCAAAAGCUAUGAAAAAUUCCCAUUUCAUAAAACACCAAAAAAUCAUGUGAAUGAUGAUGUUACGUUACAAGAAAGGAUGAAGGAAAAAAUAUUUAUUGGUUAUGAGUGUAGAGAUGUUAAACUUGAAUUAAAAUUUCCAUCGACAACCAACAGUAAAUCGGAGUAUAGACAUUUUCAACCUGCUGUAAAAAUAGAAAAAAAAUAUCAGACUAACGACACAAAUGAAAAUAUAUUCAUUGAGUGUGAGUGCAAAGAUGUUAAACCUGACCUGAAGCCUUCAUCGCCUAACAUCUGCAAAACUGAACAUCCAAGUGGUUCAGCUAUUGUGAAGUUUGAAGAUCCAAUUCAGAAAAGUUCCUGCAACAAAAAAAUACUAAUAGUUUUGAUAAAAAAAGGUUUCAAUUAUCAUGAUAAUUGUCCAUUUCAAAUAAAUCACCAAAAAUUGAAAAUCAAAGAAUAUAAGGAGAUAAAAAUAUUGAAAAGAGUUACUCAAACCAAAUUUUCUCAUCACCGCCAGCUGUGUCAACAAACUUAUAAAGAGAAAUGUGAAAUUUGUCACAAAUCAUUCGGAAAAAUAUAUAAUCUCAAAAUUCACAUAAAUGCAGUACAUAAUCGAAGCAAACCCUUUGAAUGUGAGAUUUGUCACAAAUCAUUUGGAGAAACGGGUACUCUCAAUCGUCACGUGAAUGCAGUACAUGAUCGGAGCAAACCUUUCGAAUGUGAUAUUUGUCAUAAAUCAUUUGGACAAAAAAGUCACCUCAAACGUCACGUGAAUGUAGUACAUAAUCUUGUUAAACUCUUCGAAUGUGAAAUUUGUGGCAAAUCAUUUGGAGAAAAAGGUACCCUCAACGUGCACAUAAAAACAGUACAUAAUCGAAGCAAACCCUUUGAAUGUGAGAUUUGUCAAAAAUCAUUUGGAGAAACGGGUACUCUCAAUCGUCACGUGAAUGCAGUACAUGAUCGGAGCAAACCUUUCGAAUGUAAGAUUUGUCAAAAAUCAUGUGGAAGAAAAGAAAGCCUCAAUCAACACAUCAAUGGAGUGCAUAAACGCAUUAAACCCUUUGAAUGUGAUAUUUGCCAUGAAUCAUUUGGACAAAAAGGUCACCUCAAACGUCACGUGAAUGUAGUACAUAAUUUUAUUAAACUCUUCGAAUGUGAAAUUUGUCACAAAUCAUUUGGACAAAAAAGUCAACUCAAUAGGCACAUAAUGACAAUACAUGAUCGGAACAAACCCUUUCAAUGUGAGAUUUGUCAUACAUCAUUUGGACAAAAAAGUGACCUCAAGUGUCACAUGAAUGCAUUUAAAGAUUACUUAUGUGAAAAGUGCGCCAAGAAAUUUGGAAAUAAAAAAAGUUUGCUUUUGCACAUAAAAGCUGUCCAUGAACAUUGCAAAAAUGUUGCAUGUGACAAGUGCGAGGAGAACUUUAUAAGCAAAUCAAUUUUUCUCCGUCACCUAAAAACAGUUCACGAAGGUCGGAGAGAUUUCGGCUCCAGUGUCGUCAAUGAUUAUUCAUGUGAUAGUUGCGGAAAGACAUUUAGACAAAAAUGUCAUUUCCUCUUGCAUAUAAGAACAGUCCAUGAAAUUCGCAGAGAUUUUUCAUGUAGGAAAUGCGAAAACAAAUUCACACAAAAACUGCAUUUGCUCACCCACCUAAAGACAAUUCAUGACGGUGGCAAAGAUCAUGCAUGUGAUAAAUGCGAGAAGAAAUAUAGAAGAAAAUCGGAAUUGUUGAAGCACCAUAGAAUAGUACAUGAAGGUUGCAGAGAUUAUUCAUGCGAAAAUUGCGAAAAGAAAUUUGGGGAUCGAACAAAUUUAAAAAAACAUCAACAAAUAGUUCACGAACUUCGCAAAGAUUACGGUCAUUUAAAACGCGGUUAA
Molecule: messenger RNA, 2093 nt
Organism: Trichogramma pretiosum
Lineage: Eukaryota; Metazoa; Arthropoda; Insecta; Hymenoptera; Trichogrammatidae
Product: zinc finger protein 595-like
Exons: 5
Coding region: 111-2093 (660 amino acids)
Molecular function (GO): zinc ion binding; nucleic acid binding
Source: RefSeq, a predicted model, not a curated record